CUGGACAGAGUGUAUUGGUUCAAACAUAAAUUCCGUGUCUGAUUCAGCUCCACGAAUUUGGGAAUCGGGUCCUGUUGUGGUUGUUGUUGUUCUGCUCCUCUGUGUUUGUGAAGUUAACCGAAAUGGAAACAGAACCAUGUGAUGCAAUGCACCCUAAAUCUCAGGUGAAGGCGACACUUCGCCUUGGCACAGAAUCAUAUUCUGUUCAAGCAACCAAAGGGUCUUCAUUAUCAGAGCAAUUAGUUUCCCUGAAAGAGGAAAGCAUGGCCGUGCUGAAGGAUUUCAUAACAAAGCAUAAUGUUCCUCAGGAUGUCCCGGAUGAGUCAUUAGAAGCUUCUUCAGAUGAUGAUGAUGAUGAUGAGAAGCCUCAAGUGAAGACUAAGAAAAGAGAAUGCUAAAACAUCAACGAAUGGGAUCAACGAAUGGGAGCCGAAUUUUGAUCAUGUUGGAAUCAAUGUCAACUCUUUGAUUUUGUUGAAAACUAUGGGAUGGACCAACAACAAAGAGUUGAAGGGAGUGAAGGAUGUAACUAUCACAUAUAACUCUAUAAAUCAAACAUUGAGUGUUGUUGUGACCGAUUACAAAGGUAUUAUUGAAACCAUUUCUCAAGACGUUAAUUUGAAAAUUGUCCUUCCGGAGAAGGUCAUCAUUGGUUUUAGUGGUACCACGAC
Molecule: messenger RNA, 671 nt
Organism: Lotus japonicus
Lineage: Eukaryota; Viridiplantae; Streptophyta; Magnoliopsida; Fabales; Fabaceae
Exons: 3
Coding region: 123-398 (91 amino acids)
Source: RefSeq, a predicted model, not a curated record